Molecule: messenger RNA, 1280 nt
Organism: Didymella exigua CBS 183.55
Lineage: Eukaryota; Fungi; Ascomycota; Dothideomycetes; Pleosporales; Didymellaceae
Exons: 1
Coding region: 248-898 (216 amino acids)
Biological process (GO): nucleoside phosphate metabolic process; ribose phosphate metabolic process
Cellular component (GO): nucleus
Molecular function (GO): ADP-ribose diphosphatase activity
Source: RefSeq, a predicted model, not a curated record
CGACGGAUCAGUUUGUAUGCUCUUCAGUGCUGAAUUCAGGUACCUGGUCUCAAGCCUAUCGCAGUGGAGUCAGUAACAGCAAUAUCGCUCGUGGCAGCUUCCAUACCUGAUCAUAUUACGUCAUCGGCAAAUGUGAAGCCACCCCACCAUAGCUACAUCACUAGCCACCUGUCCUAACAGCCAUUGUCGAGUCACCAUUUCCGACCAGAAAAACAGACACAGCACAAACUAAACCCACAAAUCCAUCAUGGCAAGCAAAUCCAAAGCCCGCGUGACCUCAUUUACCGACCUGCCCUCUAGCGAGGCCAAAUGGGUCAAGCUGCAGAAAGUCGGCUACAUCGAUGCCAAAGGCGUGUCGCGCGUGUGGGAAGUCGCGUCGCGCAAGACACGUGGAAAAGCUGGCGUCGAUGCUGUCGCAAUGGGCAACAUAAUCUACCACCCCUCCAAGCCGCCCUCGACAAUUGUGGUCCUGCAGUUCCGGCCACCCGUGGAGGCAACAACGGUCGAAUGGCCCGCGGGCCUGAUCGAUGCAAAUGAGAAGCCCGAGGAAGCUGCUGUGCGGGAGUUGUACGAGGAGACAGGCUACCAGGGGAAGGUGGUCAGUACGAGUCCGGCUGUGGCUGCGGAUCCGGGCAUGACGAAUGCGAACAUGUGUUUGUGCAUGAUGGAGGUGCACUUGAAGGAGGGCGAGCCGGAGCCGGAGCAGCACUUGGACGAAGGGGAGGAUAUCUUGCGGGUUAAUGUGCCAUUGGCAGAGCUGUAUGAGCGAUUGGAGGGCUGGGCGAAGGAGGGGUACGUGAUUGCUGCGAAGCUGUACCAUUGGGCUGCUGGCGUGCAGUAUGCGAUGGAUCACCCUGAGUUGUUCAGGAAGAUCGAUCAGCCCGGUGCUGGUGCUUGACUGAAAAGCUGCUUGUAGUGCCAGCUUGAUACCUGUAGUCCCGGGAGGUAUCCGAUGUAAAUUUGUGCGAUGUCAAUGUUUCGAUAGACCUUGUGGAGAUGGCGAUCUCAUUGCAAAGGUACCAGGACUACGUGUACGCAAUGUGACAUCCGUGCAAUAAACCACACUGGCAAAGUUGAGCGAACGCAGUUGUGAGGUGAUCAUUGAAUUGAGUCCUGAGACCUCUAAACAUUAAGCGCCCUACGCUCUCACGUAUAUACUACAACACGAGCUUGUUGAAAAUAAUGGUAGCGAGCGAACCAGUCAUGAUCUACAGUUACGUCGUAUCCAACCAAGCCAAGACACUCCGCCAAUGGGUGCUUAAUGAUAUGUACAGUAAAGA